Rubroshorea leprosula is the source of this 1090-nucleotide messenger RNA. The record is from the annotation of a GenBank genome assembly. NCBI's taxonomy places the organism in Eukaryota, Viridiplantae, Streptophyta, Magnoliopsida, Malvales, Dipterocarpaceae.
GGAGUGGAUAAGGGAAUUUGAUUCUCCAUUUCAUGAGGCGUUCUUGGCCAAGCUCUGGAUCAGCUCAUCUAUGGCUCUUACCGUCUCUUCCACUGCAUUCUCAAGCCUCCCGAUAAGGGAUAAGUUUCGAACAUCAUUUGGAUGGAAACCGACGGUCGACGUAGUCCAUUGCCGGAGGACUUAUCUAAAUGCAACGAAAGGAGUUUCAAGUGUUUGUGAACCUCUCCCUCCUGAUAGACCCUUGUGGUUCCCUGGUAGCUCUCCUCCUCCCUGGCUCGACGGCAGUCUCCCUGGAGAUUUUGGGUUUGACCCACUUGGAUUAGGGUCGGAUCCGGAGUUGCUCAAAUGGUUUGCGCAAGCUGAGUUAAUGCAUUCACGAUGGGCAAUGCUGGCGGUGGCGGGGAUUCUGAUACCGGAAUUGCUGGAAAAAUGGGGGUUCAUCGAGAACUUCUCAUGGUACGACGCCGGCGCUCGGGAAUACUUUGCUGAUCCAGUAACCCUGUUUGUGGUGCAGAUGGUGUUGAUGGGGUGGGUUGAGGGGAGGAGGUGGGCUGAUAUGAUCAAGCCAGGCAGUGUAGACAUUCAACCAAAACUUCCCCACACGAAGAACCCGAUACCGGACGUUGGGUAUCCGGGUGGCCUGUGGUUCGACCCAAUGACGUGGGGAAGAGGGUCGCCGGAGCCGGUGAUGGUGCUGAGGACUAAAGAGAUAAAGAACGGACGUCUUGCUAUGCUGGCAUUUGUUGGGUUCUGCUUCCAGGCUGUUUAUACAGGAGAAGGCCCCAUUGAGAAUUUGAUGGCCCAUGUUGCAGACCCUGGUCACUGCAACAUUUUCUCGGCUUUCACAAAACAUUGAUUGUGGUGAUGUAGAUGACUUGAAGAUCAAGCAACAGAGAACACUGUGAUUAGGAAUUGCACACUUUCAACAUUAUCCGAGUGAACCGUUCAUAGCAAGAAUCCAAUAAACUGCUGCCUUUUUUUUUUUUUUCAAUUCUAAUUGCUUGUUUUUCUAUCCUCCCAAUCCAAAACAAUGUCACUUGAGGAUGGGAUACAAAUUCAUGUAACAAUUUUAAGCUGUCAAUCGAGUGUU